AUGCGCCUCAGCGUCUGCAUGUUGGUGGCACUGCGCCAGUACUCUAGCGCUGUCACGUCGCACCGCACCCUCUCGGACAAGUACCUGCUAACCUCGUCAUCCUGCACCAUCCCACCCGCCCCCGCCUCCUGGCUCGCCGACAGACGCGCCGCAAGUCGUCGGCAACUAGGGAGAAACUGCGCGUCAUCGUCGUCCUCCGCCUCGUCUCCCUCCUCCUCCUCUGCAACGGGGGCAAGUGGGGUCGGCCGUGGAGCAAGCUCUGAUGGGACUGUGCUCUACGGGCGUGGUGAACGAGGAACUGCAUUUGGUGCUGCGCCCGCACAUGGGUGGGCGUGCGCACACACGGCGGUGCUCCUGCCUGCCACCUGCGGGCUGCCGUCCCUCUCUGUGACGGCGUUCACCCUGGCCCCUGCUCAAGGGCAACUGCGAGCUCUGCUCCACCGUCUCGACUCGCGCACGACCACGUGUGGGCCUGCAUCAGGCUCAUCCGGCCUGCAUCAGGCUCAUCCGGCCUACCGCAAGCGAGGGCAAGCCUAA
This is a messenger RNA of Closterium sp. Naga37s-1, 537 nucleotides long. The record is from the annotation of a GenBank genome assembly. NCBI's taxonomy places the organism in Eukaryota, Viridiplantae, Streptophyta, Zygnematophyceae, Desmidiales, Closteriaceae.